Geosmithia morbida is the source of this 696-nucleotide messenger RNA. RefSeq lists its product as uncharacterized. The coding region runs from base 1 to 696 and encodes 231 amino acids. The record is from RefSeq and is a predicted model, not a curated record. The transcript has a single exon. NCBI's taxonomy places the organism in Eukaryota, Fungi, Ascomycota, Sordariomycetes, Hypocreales, Bionectriaceae.
AUGUUCGCCCAGGAACACCGGAUCUUUGCGGUCAUGGCCUUUGUCGCCGCCACAUCGGCCAGCAACAUCAAGGCCCGCGACGUGGACGACUGCAUGGCCGCCGCUUCCACCGUCAUCGAGAAGGCCGACGGCAUCCCCACGCCGCCCAGCAGCCUGGCGUCCUACAUUGCCAAAGAGACGACCUGGUCCUCGGCCACGGACGCCUGCGAGAUCCCCGCCGUCACCGGAUCCAUCGCCUCCGGCUACUCGUCCUACAUGUCUGAGCUGUCGAGCUGGUACGUCAAGAACAGCGAGGUCGUCAACUCCUUCGUUGCCGCAUGCACCGACAUCCCCGAGGUGUCGGAGCAGUUUGGCGGCGUCACCGUGCCCACCGGCUGCGACUCAAUCAAGUGGGAGAGUCCCGCUGUCACGUCCACCUCUACCUCCAAGACCUCCACCUCUGCCUCCAAGACUCCCACCUCUGCCUCCGAGGCUCCCACCUCUGCCUCCGAGACUCCCACCUCUACCUCCGUGACUUCGACCGAGUCUGGCAGCUCGACUGCCGCGACGCCCUCGCCUUCUUCCAGCGGCAGUGACGACUCCUCGUCCUCGUCCUCCACCUCCUCUGACGACAAGCCCGAAAACUCGGGUACUCGCCAGACUGGCGCCGUCGCCGCCGCCGUCGCCAUGGCCGCUCUCGUCGCCUUUGCCCUGUAA